AUGCUGAUAGUGAUCGGUGAGAUCGGCACGGAGCACCAGCUGGACACCGCCAAGGUGCAGAUAGAGCGGGGAAUUCGAUCCUGGGACGUCGACCUCAACUGCUGCGACCUCGCUCAGCAGCUCCAGCUGUUCAUAACUCGUCACUCUGCCAACUUCUCCUCCGAGGUCAAAGGACAGAGGACUCUCCACCACAGAAGUGAUGUCCUAGACACUGUGGUGCUCGUCAACCCUUCACAAGAAUCUAUUGUAUCAGAGAUCCAGUCUCUAGUCACAGACUCAGCAGGACACAAGCUUCUGGUCUUGAGUGGCCAGAGCUCAGAUCACGGUGGCCUUCUUCUUCAAACUGGGGUUUUCACCUACCAGACCUUUUCAAAUAUCUUUGCUGAUCCUGGGGUCAGUGAAUUACUGGGAACAGCAGCCCCCAAGCAGCAGGCUACACUCACUGUAUCCUGCCGCGGGGAGGUGGGCUGGAGCUCCCUGGGACAGCAGCAGACCCUGAGGGAGUUCCUGGAAUACAAACUAAACCCUGAGCCUGUUCUCCCCAAGAUGGAGGGCGUCUCGGAGUUCACAGAGUACAUCUCUGAGACGGUUGACGUCCCUUCACCUUUUGACCUGCUGGAGCCACCUACCUCCGGAGGUUUCCUGAAACUUUCCAAGCCAUGUUGCUACAUCUUUCCCGGCGGACGAGGAGACUCUGCUCUCUUUGCUGUGAAUGGCUUCAACAUCCUUGUGGAUGGAGGCUCUGAACGUAAAUCCUGCUUCUGGAAGCUGGUCCGUCACCUGGACCGCAUCGACUCGAUUCUACUCACACACAUUGGCGCUGACAAUCUCCCAGGUAUCAAUGGGCUUCUUCAGAGGAAGAUAGCAGAACAGGAGGAGGAGCAGUCUCAAGGCUCCAUCAACUACAGCGACUGGAUGAAAAACCUGAUCUCUCCAGAAGUAGGUGUGGUGUUCUUCAACGUACCAGAGAAGCUACGUAUGCCAGAAUCUAACCUCAAAGUGAAACGCAGCAUCGAAGAGGCCUCACUCACUUUGCAGCACCUUAACAAACUUGGAAUCAAACCGGAGCCACUGUUUCGAGUGGUCAGCAACACUAUCGAGCCCAUUACUCUGUUCCACAAGAUGGGAGUGGGCAAGUUAGACAUGUACAUUCUCAACCCGGUCAAAGACAGUAAAGAGAUGCAAUUUUUAAUGCAAAAGUGGGCUGGCAACAGCAAGGCCAAAACUGGUAUUGUGCUGCCCAAUGGCAAAGAAGGAGAAAUAUCUGUGCCCUACCUGACAUCGGUUACAGCCUUAGUUGUCUGGCUUCCCGCCAACCCUACAGAAAAGAUUGUCAGAGUGCUGUUCCCUGGGAAUGCACCACAAAACAAGAUCCUGGAAGGGCUAGAGAAAUUAAAGCACCUUGACUUCUUGCGCUAUCCUGUAGCCACACAAAAGGACAUUGCUGCAGGGGCUCCUCCCUCAGUUAUAAAACAGACCAAGUUAAAACAAAGAACAGACAGCAAAGAGAGUCUUAAAUCCUCUCCGAAGACUACUGCAAAGGUCUCCAAGAAAGAACCUGAAGGACAAGACGACGUGUCAGCCACCACAGAGGCAAAGAGUGACUCUGUGAAGGAAAAUAUAUCAGAGAAAAAAGAGGAGAAAAAGCCUACCAAAACUAUGAAAUCUAAAUCAGAUGUGCCCGAGAAAAAGAAACUCCUGAAAGAAAAAUCCAUUAAAAAGCACUCCAAGGAAAGGGUGUCAAAAAUGGAUGAGAAAAAAGACAAAGAAAAGAAAGAGAUCAAAAAAAUCAAGAAAGACGACUCUAAAAAAGAUGACAAGAAAGAUGCUAAAUCCAAAGAGGACAAAAAGAAGGACGCAUCCAAACCUGAGCUGAGAAAAAUCACAAAGCCUGACCUAAAACCACUUACACCCGAGGUCAGAAAGACAUUACAUAAAGCUAAAGUGUCAAGUAAAGCCAAGACUGGAAAAAUCAAGGCAGCAAAGGCUGCUGAACCGAAGCCAGAAGAGCCGAAACCAGAAAUUAUUCAACCUGAACCAAUACAAAAUGGAGCUGUUGAGGGCACAUCUGCUCCCUCCACACCUGAAGACCUCACCAAGGAAUUUGAAGAAAUUAAACAAGCUGAAGUUGUAGCUGUAUCAGCAGAGGCAGACAAGGCAGAAAUAGAAGAGGCUCAAAAGUUUGAGGAUGAGGGAGCCGCAUCUCAGGAGGAAGAGGAGGAGGAAGAAGAACAGGCUCCAACUGCUGAAAGGAAAACACCAGAGGAAGAGGAGGAAGAUAUGGGUAUCGGAGAGGAGGAAGAUGAAUCAAAAUGGAAGGAGGAAAAAGACGAUGGGCUUGACAGGAAACAUGAGAUUGAAGAAAUGGAGAAAUCAGAAAUUCUUGCUGCUAAGAUUGAGCCUCAAAUGACUACAUAUAAGGAAGAGGAAGAAGAGGACGAGGCUGUGGAGAAAGCCGAACUGGAGGAGGUGGAAGACUUAGAUGUGAUAGCAGAUGAAGAGAUCAAAAUCAAACCUGAAGAUGCAGCUGAGGAACAAAUGGUCACUGAGAGCACAGCCGCUGACUUUCUGACUACAGCUAAAGAAGAGGAGGAGGAAGAAGAGGAGGAAGGCUAUCUGUCACACGUCGGAGGCGCCACAGCUCCCAUAACCUCAGUGGCUCAAGGUGCCGUUGCAGCAGAACCUAUUUCCUACAUUCAAGAUGAGACAAUUCCCGGCUACUCUGAGACAGAGCAGACCAUCUCUGACGAGGAGAUUCACGAGGAGGCAGAGGAGCGGAUACCUCACCUUCAAUACGACGUUGGCACCUACGACAUCUCUGUUCCAGAUCAGACAGAAUCAUUCGUUAAUAUUCACGGCAUGAGGGAGAUGCAAGCUGCAGUUAUGACAGAGAAAAGUUUUAUUCCUGGUGUGCAGGAGCAAGUAUCUGUGUUCACCAACAUCAUCACGGCUCCUCUGGCAGAAGAAGAGCAUGUGUCCUCUGCAACGUCCAUCACAGAGUAUGACAAAAUGUCCUCCUUCCCUACUUCUAUCACUGAAGAUCAAUCUGUGGCAUCUGUCACCACUCCUCAGGCUGAGGAACCAGCCAAAACCACUGUUCCUGUGUCAACGCCACUUGACGCUACCCAGGGCAAAGAGCAACCUCUCUCUGCAGGAACGCUUUCACCACCCUCUUUAGAAGAUGACAAGCAACCCAAGACACCAGCUGAUGACUUACAGCUUCCUAUUGCAGAAGUGAAGAUCGCUGGUAAGGGUGCUGAUGCUCAUGAGGAGGAGGAAGAAGAAGAGGAGGAAGAAGACCAAACUCCUAAUGUUGACAUUUCACUUGAAAAACUCCAAGAGGGCUAUGCUUCAUCACAAAUAUUACAGACAAAAGAGAAAGACAUUGAAAAGCUUGCUGGCUCUGUAUCUCUUGUUUUAAAGUCUGUGGAAGAUAUCAAACCAGUCCACCUACCAGUUGAAGAGGAGAAUAUAGAUGCAGUUAAACCUAAAGAUAUUUCAUCAGUUGUGCCUACUAGACCUUUUGGAUCAGACUCAGUAACUUCAGAGAGUGAGGAGCGUUGCUAUAGUCCGGAUGAUAUCACUGUGAAAAUGGCCUCCCCUACACAGUCCGGACCCCCAAGUGCAGCUCAUUCCCCACUUCGUCAGUCACCAGUGGAAGAGAAGAUGAAACCCUUCCCUGAUUUGGAGCUGCAAAAGCAAAAGGAGCUCCCUGACGUUGUCUCCACAACUGAAGAUAAAAUAGUGAAGAAAGAUGAAGCAGAGACAGAGAAACAAAAAGAUGUUGACAAACAGAAAGCAGAUCAGCUUGAGGCAGAAGUUUCAACAUCUUUGGACAGAAAAUUUGACAAGGACAUAAAAGAAAUUCCACUGAUAAAAGAGGCAGAGAAAGACAUUUCUCCAGCACCAAAAGACGAGGACAAACAGGCUGAAACCACAUCUGUUGUUGCUUCAUCUUUAACAGAAGUUCAGCCACCUGUGCUACCAACACCAGGAAAAAUGGACGAAGAGAAAGAGAAAGAACCUAAAGUGCCUGAAAUUAAAAUCAUCAAGGCAGAACAGGAAAAAGAGACAGAAAAGGACGAUACCGUUGAUAUCAAACAAAUCAAGGAUGAGCAGAAACAGACAUCUAUCAUCCAGGAAGAUCUUUCUGCCGUUAAGUCCAUCACGGAUGAGAAAGCAGAGAAAGAGGCAGUAAUAGAUGACACCUCUGAUAUUAAACCUGUCAAAGAAGAGCAAAUUGCAAGGGAGACUGUCAGCAUUGAUAAAGCCAUUAAAGAUGAACAAAAAGACUUUAAAAUGGACGCCACUCCUGAUGUUAUAACUUCUAAAGAGGAAACUGUUGCUCCUGAGGACAAACAGAUCAAAGAUGAGCAAAAGGAAAAAGAUACAAAACGAGAUGACGAUUUUGACCUCAAAACCAAAGAUGACAUUACGGAGAUGGAGGAUAAAAAGGAAGUUGUGUCUGAUAGUAAGAUUAUGAAAGAGGAAGAGAAGAAAGAAGCAGAAAAGGACAGUACUUUUGAUAUUAGCGCUAUAAAAUCUGAAGAGAAGGAGAUCGAAAAGGUCAGUGUCGCAGAUGUCAAGCCCGUCAAAGACGAGAUGGAGAAAGAGGCAAAGGGGGAUGAUACCUCUGUUACUAAGCCUAUUGAAGAUGAGAAGAAAAAAGAGAUAGAAAAGGAUGAAACAUCUGAUAUCAAACUGAUCAAAGAGAAAGAAGAGAAAGAGGUAGAAAAGAUUGAUACUGCUGGUACCAAACCCAUCACGGAUGAGCAGAAGGAAAAGGAGAAAGAGGUGGGUGAUACCACUGUUGCUAAACUCACCAAAGAAGAAGAAGAAGAAGUGAUUAUUAAGGAUGAUACAUCUGCUCUUGAACACACUGUGGUAGAAGAAAAGGAGCAAGAGAUAAGUAAAGAUGCUAUCUCAACAAUUACCCUCAAUGAGGUGGAAGAAAAGGAUGUAACGACGAGUAAAGAUGAGAUUCUUGCUGUCAAGCCAACAACAGAGCAAGAAAAGGAGAAAGAGAAAGAUGAUAGCAUGGACACCAAACAAGCCAAAGAAGAGGACAAAGAUGUGAUGACAAGUAAAGAGGAUGUGCACGCCUUCAAAACUAGUAUAGAAGAAGACAAUAAGGAUGACACAAGUAAAGAUGUCGCAGCUGCUAUUGAACUCACAAAGACAGAGGAAAAAGAUGUUCUUCCAAGUAAGGAAGAUACUUCUGCUGUUAAACCAUCAGUCGGCGAAGAAAAGGAAGAAGAGGAAAGUAAAGAUGAUACUUCUGCCAUGAAACUGACCAAGGUAGAAGAAAAAGAUGUUCUUCCAAGUAAAGAAGAUACUUCUACUGUUACACCAACAGGCAUUAAAGAAAAAGAAGAAGAGGAAAGUAAAGAUGAUUUCUCUGCUAUCAAACUUACCAAGACAGAGGAAAAAGAUGUUCUUCCAAUUAUGGAAGAUACUUCUACUGUUACACCAACAAUCAUUAAAGAAAAAGAAGAAGAAGAAAGUAAAGAUGAUACUUUUGCUAUCGAACUGUCCAAGGUAGAAGAAGAAGAUGUUCUUCCAAGUAAGGAAGAUACUUCUGCUGUUACACCAACAGUCUUUAAAGAAAAGGAAGGAGAGGAAAGUAAAGAUGAUACUUAUGCUAUUGAACUGUCCAAGGCAGAAGAAAAAGAUAUUCUUCCAAGUAAGGAAGAUACUUCUGCUGUUAAACCAACAGUCAGCAAAGAAAAAGAAGAGGAGGAAAGUAAAGAUGAUACUUUUGCCAUUAAACUGACCAAGGCAGAAGAAAAAGAUCUUCCAAGUAAGGAAGAUACUUCUGCUAUUAAACCAACCAUCAGUGAAGAAAAGGAACAAGAGCAAAGUAAAGAUGAUACUUCUGCUGUUACACCAACAGUCAUUAGAGAAAAAGAAGAAGAGGAAAGUAAAGAUGAUACUUCUGCCAUCAAACUGACCAAGGUAGAAGAAAAAGAUCUUCCAAGUAAGGAAGAUACUUCUGCUAUUAAACCAGCAGUCGGUGAAGAAAAGGAACAAGAGAAAAGUAAGGAAGAUACUUCUGCCAUAAAACUGACCAAGGUAGAAGAAAAAGAUAUUCUUCCAAGUAAGGAAGAUACUUCUGCUGUUAAACCAGCAGUCAUUAAAGAAAAGGAAGAAGAGGAAAGUAAAGAUGAUACUUCUGCCAUCAAACUGACCAAGACAGAGGAAAAAGAUGUUCUUCCAACUAAGGAAGAUACUUCUGCUAUUAAACCAACAGUAGACAAAGAAAAAGAAGAAGAGGAAAGUAAAGAUGAUACUUCUGCUAUCAAACUGACAAAGGUAGAAGAAAAAGAUGUUCUUCCAAGUAAGGAAGAUACUUCUGCUGUUAAACCAGCAGUCAUUAAAGAAAAAGAAGAAGAUGAAAGUAAAGAUGAUACUUCUGCAUCUAAACUUACCAAGACAGAGGAAAAAGAUGUUUCUCCAAGUAAGGAAGAUACUUCUGCUAUUAAAACAGCAGUCAGCGAAGUAAAAGAAGAAGAAGAAAGUAAAGAUGAUACUUCUACCAUUAAACUGACCAAGGUAGAAGAAAAAGAUGUUCUUCCAAGUAAAGAAGAAACUUCUGCUGUUACACCAACAGUCAUUAAAGAAAAAGAAGAAGAGGAAAGUAAAGAUGAUGCUUCUGCAUCUAAACUUACCAAGACAGAGGAAAAAGAUGUUUCUCCAAGUAAGGAAGAUAUUUCUGCUAUUAAACCAACCAUCAGUGAAGAAAAGGAACAAGAGAAAAGUAAGGAAGAUACUUCUGCCAUCACACCGACCAAGGUAGAAGAAAAAGAUGUUUCUCCAAGUAAGGAAGAUACUUCUGCUAUUAAACCAGCAGUCAGCGAAGUAAAAGAAGAAGAGGAAAGUAAAGAUGAUACUUCUGCCAUUAAACUGACCAAGGUAGAAGAAAAAGAUGUUCUUCCAAGUAAGGAAGAUACUUCUACUGUUACACCAACAGGCAUUAAAGAAAAGGAAGAAGAGGAAAGUAAAGAUGAUUUCUCUGCUAUCAAACUUACCAAGACAGAGGAAAAAGAUGUUCUUCCAAUUAAGGAAGAUACUUCUGCUCUUAAACCAACAGUCGGGGAGGAAAAGGUGCAAGAGGAAAGUAAAGAUGAUACUUCUGCCACCAAAAUGACCAAGAUGGAUGAAGAGCCUAUAAUAGUAUCUAAAGCUGGUGAUUUCUCUGCUCCACCGACCAAGGUGGAAGAAAAAGAGCCGCUUAAGGAUGCUGCCAAACCAGUCACUGAAUCAGACAAGGAUCAAGAGGCAAGUAAAGACGUUAUUUCUGCUGUCAAACUCAUCCAGAUGGAGAAAGAAGAUGUAAUGAUGAGUGAAGAUCUGUCCGCUGUCAAAAUAUCUGAUGAUAAACUGAGCAUGAAGGAUGAUAUCUCUGUUGUUAAACCCACCACACAAGACGAGAAGGAGACAGAAAUCUAUAAAGAUAUUUGUGCUGUCAAAUCAACGACUGAAGAAAAAGACAAAGCAGUGGAUAAGGAGGAAACCAUCACUGUCAAACCAUCCAAGGAGGAAGAAGUCACAAUUCAGGAUCAUAGUGUUGCUAUCAAAUCCAUUGAUGAGGAAAAAGACAAAGAAACAAUUAAGGAUGAAAUUCCUGAUAUCAAACCUGCCAAGGAGGAGGAAAGCAAAGACAUCAUUGGAGUAAAACCAAUCACUGAUGAGGAGAAGACUGAAUUGAAAGACGUUACAUCCGAUGUAAAACUCAUCAAGAAGGAGGCAGAAGAAACACAGAAGGAUGAAACUCAUGAUAAACAGCUUGAGGUUAAAGAUGAAAAACUGGAAAAGGAGAAAGAAAAGAGUGAUAUUUCCGAGUCUCUGUCCAUUAAGCAGCAGAAGGAAAAGGAUGUAGAAGAUACUUCUGUCAAAACCACAAAGGAUGACCAGGAAGUGAUAAAAAGUGACAUUUAUGACAAAGAGGUUGUAACACCAGAGGCAAAAGAGACAGAAAAAGGUGACACCUCUGACUACAAACUGAUUUUGGAAGAAGUUAAAAAGAAAGAGACUGAAAAAGAUGACACAAAAACUGAUGAGCAUCCCAUGGAUGUGAAAGAGAAAGAGCAUAAAGUUGAAACCGUUGCAGAGGAAAUGAAAGAUGUGGUCAGGCAGAGCAGUGAUGAAGCCAAAUCCAUCAAAGAAGAAGACAAAGGAGAGCCUAAAGCUGGUGUAUGUGGCACAGACUCCAUUUUAGGACAGGAGACAGAUAAAGAAAUGUACACUCCCUCAUACAGCACUAAAGAUGAGAUUAAAGGGAAAGACGAUUAUCCUUUUGAGUCCGAAUUGAAGACGAGUGAUAAAAAAGGUAAAAAGGUAGAUCUUCCUGUAGCUCAGACCUUGGAGGAGGAAAAGACUAAAAAGGAUCAUAUUGGUGAGAUUAGUGAUAAGCAUACACAUGAAGAAACCUCUGAUAAGCUUACUGGAGCUCAGAAAGAUCAGGAAACGUCUGGGGCUGCAUCAGUAGAAAUGCAGAAAGACUCUUCUGUAACAGCACCUGAAGACCUGAAACCAGAGAAAGAUGGCACGUGUGUGACUCUCUGUGAGAAAAAAGAAGACAAAGAAGCUAAGGUCAUUGUUAGUCAAGAUGAGAAGACUGAGAAAGAAAAAGAUGACGCACAUGUUGCCGAACUGAGCAAAGAACAGAAAAUGGAAAAAGAACAAGAAAAAGAGUAUGAAACUGAAGAUAUCAAAGACGAAAAGACAAAAUCAGAACUGGAUGAAAAAGUAAUUAAAGAAAGUGCCAUUUCUGACAUGAAGACAGAGGAGGUCAGUGAGAAAGAAAAGUAUGACUCCUCCGAUGCCAAGGAGGAGAAAUGGGAGAGAGAGGAGCUACAAGAGAAAGACCUUGACAAAACCAUUAAACAACCUGCACAGACAAUAACAGGAGAAGCAGCAAUGGCAUCCAAGUCUGACUACAAGCCUGCAUUUGUGGUUCAUUCCUCCGAUGAAGACAGGGAAGAAGAGGAGGAGGAGUACAUUUGUAUGGGAGGGGCGGGCUCCAGACCUUUGUCAGUGGAGCCGAGAAAAUCAGACCAUGAUAUCUCCUCUGCAGGCCUGCCUCCACCACAAACUCCACAGACAAGUGAGCCAACUAAAGAGUUAACACCUGGACAGACCACAGUAAUCAUACCUACACUUACAAUGCAGGAGCCAUCUAUUGAUGAAGACGUCAAAGAGCUUGGAAAAGAAGAAUCCAGAAUCGCACCUGUAGUAGACAAAGAUGUUUUGAAAACUGAAACCAUAGCUACACCUCUCACCAAGCUGGAGCCAUCCGUUGAUAUCAUCACAUCAAAAGAAGAAGCUACCUCUAUCACAAAACAAGAACUAGCUUCUGAUGUCGUAGCCGCAAAAGCAGAACCGAUGUCAGACUCAGCUGAGAAAAAGCCUGUGAUGUCAGCAGUACCGAGCACUGACAGUCAAACCAGAAGCUGUACACUUUCAUGCACUGAGAGCCAGUCCAGCGUGGAGGAAACACAACAGACACCGUCUCAGAUGAGCUCAGGAGUCACUCCUAAAGAAAAGACGAAGCUGGAUGAGAAACCAGGCAAGGAAGCAGAGAGGGAGAUGGAGGGAGAACGAGAGGUGGCUUCUCCAGGAUUAUCACAGCCUUGCUCAUAUUUUACGUUGGAUAAGGAAUCUGAGGAUGCCGGCCAUGUUGAUGUUGUAAAAUCAGACUCUGCGAAAAAGGAGAGUGGUGAUAAAAUAACAUCAGAGAAGGAGACUGGCAUUGGAAGCCCGCAAGACGAACCGCAAACCUUUGGUGCAUCUAAAUACGAUCCAUAUGAAAAACCCAUCCCCAGAGAUCACGAUUUGGACUCAAGAGAAGAAAGUGAGGUUUCUCUUGGUUUUGAUCAUGCUUCAGACUUUGGUAUUGAUGAUAACAGGAGGACAAGCCAGACAGAAGACGGAGAUGCCCUGUUCCUCCUGGACGAUCAUUACAAAGAAGAGCCACUAUCCUUCAGCAGAGUCGACUACAGCCCAGUCUCUCUCACAGAGAGUGAAAGAAGCAGCCACCACAGUCCAAACAUGCAAGACAACAAAAUGUCCCUAGCAGCAGAGCCCUUUUCUAGUCCAAAAGAGGACAAACCGGAAAAAUCAGAGAAAGAGAAAGAGGACAUGAUAGAAGGUGCUUCAGCAGCCUUUCCAACAGGAGAAACUUUUGGAGAGUUCACAGAAAAGAAAGCAGCAGAAAAAGAGAAGGAAAAAUCUGCUGAGUCACUGAAGGACAAGAAAGAGUCCUCUGAUCAUGAAAAAGAGGGCUCUCCAUCUGGUCGGCACUCACCGGCAGAAAAAGACAUUUUACCCCAACAGGCAUCAUCUUGUGAACGUGAAGAAGCAGCGAGUGAAUCGAGAACAGCCCCUGACGCCACAUUUGUAGGACGUGACAUUGAUGAUAAUGUCCUUGCUUCUGACAAUAGUCAAAUAAGCAGCUCUGCCACUUGUAAAUCCAUGUUAGACUUCCCUGAAGGAAAAGAGAGCCUCAUAGAUAAAAGGUUACUUGUAGAGGGGGAAGACUUCAAUGUUGAUGAGGAUGACGACGAAGAUGAGGACGAGGAGGAAGAAGAAGAAGAAGAAGAGUUAAGUGAUGUAGAUAUGGAGAAAGGUGCCAGAGAGCAGUCUGAAAAAGAAAUGUGCAGACGUAGCACAGAUGAGGGUGCUACGUUAGCAGAGCUAGAGGACUCCAAUAAACAAUCUCCUGAAUCAAGUUUCCUUAAAGGGGAAACCAUCUGUACAGCAACACCCGAGGACGCCUCAGCUUCUAAAGUCACAGACAAGCAGGAUUUGAGUAAAACAUCCCCAUCUCCUGAAACAAAGCCUCUUGAAAAGGAAGAUAAAGAUAAAAGUGCUUCAGGUGAUGCAACAACAUCCAAACUUCCUGAGACAAAGAGUGAAGAUUCAAGCAAAACAUCUCCAAGUGCUCUCAAAAUGGACGACAUCUGUUUGGCUCCAUCGGAAGCGCCGAAACCUCCUGAAACAAAGAAAGUAGAUGACAAAAAGGACGACAGCUGUUUGGUUCUAUCGGAAGCGCCGAAACCUCCUGAAACAAAGAAAGUAGAUGACAAAAAGGACGACAGCUGUUUGGUUCUAUCAGAAGCACCAAAACUUCCUGAAACAAAGAAAGUAGAUGACAAAAUGGACGACAUCUGUUUGGCUCCAUCGGAAGCGCCGAAACCUCCUGAAACAAAGAAAGUAGAUGACAAAAAGGACGACAGCUGUUUGGUUCUAUCAGAAGCACCAAAACUUCCUGAAACAAAGAAAGUAGAUGACAAAAAGGACGACAUCUGUUUGGUUCUAUCAGAAGCACCAAAACUUCCUGAAACAAAGAAAGUAGAUGACAAAAAGGACGACAGCUGUUUGGUUCUAUCAGAAGCACCAAAACCUACUGAAACAAAGAAAGCAGAUGAAAAAGAAGCAACACAUUUGUCUCUUGAACCAACAACAACGAGAAGGUUAUCAUUUGUCGAGGAUGUCACCUCUUCUGUAGUAGAAGUGACAAAGAAAGGAGAUGAAGGCCAAACGACUCUAUCACCAGAACCAAGCUUUUUGACUAAGGAACCUUCUCAAGCAAUGGCCACAAGCAGCUUGACAGGCAGUUCUGUCCCAUCUGACCAUGCAGAGUCCUCAUCCAAGCCCACAUCUAGUCCCUCCCCUCCAAUGACAGGAGGAUAUGCUGAUAUCGGACAGAGCAGAUCUGGAGGAUAUCCUGAUAUUCAGUUUUACAGUGAGGACAGUCAAGUAGGAUCAAAGGAUGAUAAGAAAGAAACCUUUGUGCUUUCAGAUGCCUCCCAGGUAUCCAAGUUAAGCGAUGAUAAAUAUUACCAAAGAGACAUCCAAGAAGAACAUGUGGAUGAGAGGCAGACCGCAGAAGUCACCACAAAACAUGAGGAAACUACCUCAUUAGCUUGCACAUACACAGCCUUGACAUACUCUUCUUCAACAUAUUCCUCAACAUCUUACAGCCACUCAUCAUCUGCCUCAACUUCUGUCCCUUUAAGCCAACAGUUUGGAGACAAAGUUGAAAUGUUCACAUCAAUAUCGAGCUCUUCGUCAAAAAAGGAGCCAUCGUUCAUGACUGAGUCUACAAGCUCAGGCUCUGGAGGCCUUCAGAGAGACGAGUACAUGGAGGUGACGAUGAAGCCUGCCACUAAAGUGUCUUUACCGAGUCAGUUUGACGAGACCAAACCGUCAUCUCCAGUCUUGUCUACCACUGCCAGACAAACUGCGGAUCAAAGCGGUUCUGCUAAGCCAGAAACGGACACAAAGUCAACCACUGAUAGUUUUUAUAUGCUAGAAACUAAGAUUUCUACAACCACUGCAGCAUCAUCUCUACAAAGUACCGAACCAGUGGCACCACUGGCAGAGAGUUUAUCCACGUUAGAGUCUCACUUUGAUGUCUCUCCCCUCCAAAGGGCUGACUCCUCUGACAGGGGGUCCCAAAGCUCAGGAGAAGACGAAAUGGAGGACAGCACCCUACCAUGUCGUAUUGAAUGUGAUAAAAUCAAAAUGGCUGAACGAAAAGAGACUGAGUCUUGUGUGGUAGAAAGCACCACACACACCACAGAGACAAAGACCGUCACCAUGACCUCUACCACCAUUGUGUCUGAAUCUGAAGAGGUGAUGCAAACAACUCAACAGACAGCCUCAGUUACUUCACCAUGUGAUAGUGGAGCUAGGGAAACCUCAUGUGCCAUAGCAGACCUGCCCAAAACAGAAGAAGACAAAGAGAAAAAGGAGAAGACACCUGAAGUAAAAGAGGAGAAGACAAGCGGAGCUAUUGCACCUCUUAAGGAAGAUACAAAGGUGUCAGAAAAAGAAACAAGUGAAAAAGAUGAAAAGAAGGAGACUACAAAAUACACUGAAGUCAAGCAGAAAAUUGAAACUAAACUGGAAGAAAAGAUGUGCAAAGAAAGCACAGAAGAGAAGAAAACAACAACUGAUACCAAGAUGAGUGAAAAAGUAGAGGUUGGAAAGAAAGGAGAAGCAGAAAAAGUAGAAGAGAAAAGUUUGUUGGACACACCACCAGAGAGAUUAGAUGUAAGGAGAAGGAGUAGUAUAUCUGAUUGGGAGCUACUACAGAGGCCUGAUGAUUGUCCAAGUGCCCCGCCACCAGGUUAUGGUGAUGAUGAUGAGGAUGAUGAGGAUGAUGAAGAGGAAGCAAUGGAAGCAAUGGAAUGGAUGGUCAGUGUCCACGGCACCUCCACACAAGAGACAUAUCACACAGACAUAUCAAGCAAACGAGAUGUAAAGGCUGAUCGUCCCUCCGACUUGCCUGCCGGAGCCACCUCCUCCUCUUCCUCCCCUCCCGGUUACUCCUCCUGUGAAUACAAACAUCGCAAAGGAGAACUGUCUCCAUCCUUCAUCAACCCAAGUCCCCAUCAGCUCUCCAGUGACGAGGGCGAGGAGGGCGGCCGUAGCGACCACUCCCAGGAAGAAGACGAGGACGAGCAAGGGCAACACUCUGUGAAAAGGAGGUCGCACAAGCAGAGGCGCCACCACUCUCCGAGUUACCAUGGAGACGCCGGACAGGGGCCACAACAGCCGUCCGGUGCCACAUCAUCUGGACUGGGUGUGACGUUAGCUGGAGAGGAAACACCACCAACAUCGGUAAGCGAGUCGUUACCUUCACAGUCGGACUCUGACGUCCCUCCAGAAACCGAGGAGUGUCCGUCAAUAACAGCCGAAGGAAAUCUGGACUCAGACGAAGACGCUGAACAUCUGCCGGUGGACAAAUUGUCUGCUUCUGGAGCUGGAGGGGGCCACCAUCCCUCAUCACCGAAGUCAUCUCAGAGGACUCACGAUCCCCUCCCCACCCCAAUGAAGGACCCUCUUCCGCACCCUCCCCACCCAGAUGUGUGCAUGGUAGAUCCAGAGGCUCUCCUCAAUGACCACAGCAGCACGGAGAAACUUCUCAAGAAAGAGCACAAGACCACCAAGGGACUCAGAAAGGGUAAACCCAAGUCUGCCUCUCCUGCUCGAAAGGGAGAAGCCAGGAAGAGGUCCUCCACUCCGGUGAAGCAGACUUCUAAGGACUCCGCCUCGCCUCGAUCAGCCUCCCUCAGGAGGAAGGACACUGACAGAAGCUCCAGAUUGAUCAAGAUGUCCGAGACCCAAGGUUCAAGGAGUGAGCUCCUCAACCCCGGGAAAGGCUUGGUCAAUGGAGUGAAGAGCAGUAACAACUCACAGAAAACUGGUUCUGCCGUCCCUCCUGGACCACCCGUCUAUGUCGACCUGGCCUACGUGCCCAACCACUGCAGUGCAAAGAAUGUGGACCAAGAAUUCUUCAAGAGAGUGCGAGCUUCGUACUACGUGGUGAGCGGGAACGACCCGAGCAGCGGGGAGCCCAGCCGUGGAGUCCUAGACGCCCUGCUGGAGGGCAAAGCUCAGUGGGGCUCCAAUUUACAGGUGACUCUUAUCCCGACCCACGACACGGAGGUGACCAGGGACUGGUACCAGCAGACCCACGAGAGGCAGCAGGACCUGAACAUCAUGGUCCUUGCCUCCAGCAGCACCGUAGUCAUGCAGGACGAGUCUUUCCCUGCCUGCAAGAUCGAGUUCUGA
Messenger RNA from Scomber scombrus (Atlantic mackerel), 14583 nucleotides. Its product is annotated as microtubule-associated protein futsch-like. The record is from RefSeq and is a predicted model, not a curated record. Lineage: Eukaryota; Metazoa; Chordata; Actinopteri; Scombriformes; Scombridae. Gene Ontology annotation, cellular component: cytosol; microtubule associated complex; synapse. The transcript has 11 exons. Gene Ontology annotation, biological process: axonogenesis; microtubule cytoskeleton organization; dendrite development. Gene Ontology annotation, molecular function: actin binding; microtubule binding. The coding region runs from base 1 to 14583 and encodes 4860 amino acids.